AGACUGUUGUACUUCCACUCCCCUUGCAGUGUUCACACCAUUCCCAGCUGUUCACUGAGGGGCUAAGGAAGGCUUGGGAGUGAGAUACUAGGCCCAGGAAAAAUGCGUUGCCACGGCACCACUGAGGCGGGAAGCGGGGUGGAAAGUGGCCUCGCAUGGCAAAAACUGGGUUUCGGCGGCCAGACUUCUAAGGAGGGAGGGGCAACCCGCUGGGGGCGGGUCCUGAUCUCCACGGGCUCCCGAAGAUAAAGGCUCCCGGGGCGGUGAGGCAGGGACGGAAGUGACGUCGCGCGGGGCGGGUCCGCCGCGCACAAUGGGCCAUGGAGUUCCCGUUCGAUGUGGACGCGCUGCUCCCGGAGCGGAUCACGGUGCUGGACCAGUACCUGCGGCCCCCGGCCCGCCGACCCGGAACCACAACGCCUGCCCGUGUUGAUCUGCAGCAGCAAAUUAUGACCAUUGUAGAUGAACUGGGCAAGGCUUCUGCCAAGGCCCAGCAUCUUCCUGCUCCCAUCACCAGUGCAUCGAGGAUGCAAAGUAACCGCCAUGUUAUUUAUGUGCUCAAAGACACUUCAGCCCGACCGGCUGGGAAGGGAGCCAUUGUUGGUUUCCUCAAAGUUGGAUACAAGAAGCUCUUUGUACUGGAUGAUCGUGAGGCUCACAAUGAGGUAGAACCACUUUGCAUCCUGGACUUUUACAUCCAUGAGUCUCUGCAACGUCAUGGCCAUGGGCGAGAACUCUUCCAGUAUAUGUUGCAGAAAGAGCGAGUAGAACCACAUCAACUGGCCAUUGACCGACCCUCACAGAAGCUGCUGAAGUUCCUGAAUAAGCACUACAAUCUGGAGACCACGGUCCCACAGGUGAACAAUUUUGUGAUCUUUGAAGGCUUCUUUGCCCAUCAACAUCCUCCAGCAAGGAAGCUACCACCCAAGAGAGCAGAGGGAGACAUUAAGCCAUAUUCCUCUAGUGACCGAGAAUUUUUGAAGGUAGCUGUGGAGCCCCCCUGGCCCUUAAACAGGGCCCCUCGCCGUGCAACACCUCCAGCUCACCCACCUCCACGCUCCAGCAGCCUGGGAAACUCACCAGAAAGGGGGCCCCUCCGCCCCUUUGUGCCAGAGCAGGAGUUGCUGCGUUCUCUGCGCCUCUGCCCCCCACACCCUACUGCCCGCCUUCUGCUGGCCACAGAUCCUGGAAGCAGCCCAGCCCAGCGUCGCCGCACCAGGGGGACUCCCCCAGGGCUGAUAGCCCAAAGCUGCUGCUACAGCCGUCAUGGGGGUCUGGAUUCCUCAUCCCCCAAUACAGGUAAGUAUUCAUUUCUCCUUAUCCUCAAAUCAAGUAAGCCACAUGCACUAUCAACUCCAGUCUCCCCACGUACAUGCCUGGUAUUUCCACAGGCAACCAGGCAUCGAAGCAGGGGGAAAAGGAAACAGAGAAUAGGUGAGGUCUAAACCGUUCCUUUAACAGCUCCCAACACCUCCUGACUCCUGUCUUAACAUUACUCUCAGCUGUGUCCUUCUAACUCUUACUGUGAGAACUAGAUACCAGCUCCUUCCACAAAUCCUCCUAACACUGUACAAGCCUCUUCCCCUCUAAGUUGAGCUCUGAUGCCUCCCUUUGUCAUUCUCUGAGGAUUGUUUGGACACCAUAUUAACUGUCUCAGCUUCAUACCCAUGGUGUGUCCUAUACAUUAAAACUUGGCACCUAACACCUUGAAGAAUCUGUGAAUUCCCACUGUAGUACCUCCCACUUUAGUAACCCACUGUCCAUCUCCCCACCCACCAGGUCUGCCAGUCAGAAGCAGGUCUUGUCACAGGAUGGGUCUGGGGAGGAA
This is a messenger RNA of Castor canadensis (American beaver), 1828 nucleotides long. The record is from RefSeq and is a predicted model, not a curated record. Lineage: Eukaryota; Metazoa; Chordata; Mammalia; Rodentia; Castoridae.